AUGACGGAUGCCAUGUGGGCCGAAGCUAGAGAGACAAAAAACUUGCCUGCAGCAAACAACAUAGCCUCCAGGCACAUUCUGAUCCGAAGCAUGCCACUGCAAAAUACAAGUACCCACCAUGAUGCCCAGACAAGACGCCUCCCCAGCCAGUUGCAACGCAAGAACGUGGCUCCACAACAUGUGCAAGCCCAAAGCGGAGGGGUGGACUGGAGGCACAGCGAGCCAGACAGCUCAACACAGCAAAAGCCACUGACACCCAGCAAACGCCAACUGACCCUCCGGUUACAACAGGAAGCAGGUCUCUCGAACAAGGUACAGCACUAUGCUCCUGGGAUCACAGGUGCCGACAAAGCCCCCAACGACAUACUCUCAAAGAUAGACAGACACUUCUCUAACCUCUGGCUAAAGCUAGAGCGCCUCAUACUCCAGCCCGCUCUGCCACACGAAGCUGCCUACCUACCCAAGCGCUCCCCACUCAAGCACACAUCCCCUGCGACACGAAAACUAACAGGGCAGCGGAAUAGGAGACGCACAGUGCCGAGCCUCAAAAUGGCGCUGAAAUCAUCCAAGUGCACACAAGCAAGACCGCAACUGCAACCAGGAGAGCCGAGCAGCAAUAUACACAAGACACGAGCCCCAACUCACAAGCUUACAUGCAGUACAACUCCUCACUCUGGGACUACGUGGUACCCCCUACUGGCAUAG
Messenger RNA from Pelobates cultripes (western spadefoot toad), 705 nucleotides. Lineage: Eukaryota; Metazoa; Chordata; Amphibia; Anura; Pelobatidae. The record is from the annotation of a GenBank genome assembly.